This is a messenger RNA of Effrenium voratum, 4224 nucleotides long. The record is from the annotation of a GenBank genome assembly. Lineage: Eukaryota; Dinophyceae; Suessiales; Symbiodiniaceae.
AUGUGGACAACCAGGAGCGAGCUGCGAGGAUGUGUGCGAGCGGCAUAUCGACCCCAACUUCCCCACGGGCGAGGCUGUGAAGGCUGGGGUCACCACCUUCCUGAUGCGUCUCAUCGCCGCAGAGCCCCGGGUCCGCGCCUUCGUGCGCAAGGAGAGUUCUGGAAGAUCUGUACGAUUUCAGCCAAAGUUACGGAGGCUGGUCGGGCGCUGGCAAAAGAAGCUGCCCACUCCUUCAAGCAGUCGUACAGAGCCUUCCAUGUGACUUAUCGCCCGGUGGGCAUGUUCGGUGUGACGAGCGACCUUUUUCUGGAGAUGCAACAGCUCCAGCGAAAGGGAUUCAUCAACAUCGAGUACUCCUUGAUCAACGGAGUUGACCGGGAUGGAAAAACCAAAGUCGUUAUUCCUUGCCACAGUGUCCAGGACAUUAUUAGGACAAAGCAACGCCUCACGGCGCACUUUCCAAAGCGUGCAAAUCCUCACCAAAGUAUGCCCAGUGAUGCGGAAUCCAUCAGCCACUGGAAUCGCUGUGAGGAGUUGAUCCCCAAGCUAGAAGCUGCGGCGCGGCUGCGGGAGGCGGGUAUCCGACGGGCUGGCGCAGGCGGAGACACAAAGGCCAAGGUCACCGCCUCUUUCGCGGCCGCCACCAUGAACUUGGAUGCGGACGCCCUCACGCAGUUCAUGGUGGCGGAUCCCAUCUUCGAGAAGCUCUCCCAGAUGUACUGCGUCAGCAUGAUCGAAAGCCAUGAGCUGAACACCUUUGCGGUGAUCGAGUCUGACUGGAACAAAGUCCGAAGGACUAUCCUACGUCGAGUUCUUCAAGAGGAGCUCUACCCCAUGGUCUGGGCAGAAGUUCAGGAUUACCUCACCAAGAUGAGCAGCCAGGUCGUUUGCCAGGCAGUGCGCGAGAGGCUCACUCGCAUGGUGGACGUGCAGCCAGUGGUCGAGACAGACGUGAAGUUGGAUGAAGCGGAGGAGAAAGUUAGGCAUAUGCGCCAGGAGCAGGAUGACGACACAGACAUGCGGCGGAAGCGCGAGGACGACCCGGCCUGGCUGCAAGAGCGCAGGGCGCGGAAGAAGGGCCUUUGCUCCAUCUUGGUGGUGCUUCCCGAGGUGGGGGAAACCUGCAUCGUGGGCUUCGUGAAUGCCUUUGGUGACGCUAUCGAUUUGCGACAGCUCUUCAAACGAUGCCUGAGGCAGCCCUUGCCGGUCCAAAGUGUGAAGGGCAGCUACGAGUAUGACAGAGAGAUGAUCGUGCUGCAGCAUCGGGAAACCUUCAAGCAGAUGCUGUGCAACUACAAGCCUGCGGUGGUCCUGCUUGCCGUGACGGACUCUGACAUUCUCAGAAUGAAGGUCAAUGUUGAGGACCUCAUCGCCAAGGAUCAAACAGUUCUAGCGCACUUCAAGGUGCUUCCAAGAGUGCACUUCGUGGACACCACGGUGCCCAGGGCCAUUGCCUACAACAAGCGCCUCAUGGAAUCUCCUGCCUACCGGGACUAUGCCAUCCCUUCGCAUCGCAUCGCCAUCAGCUGCACGCGACUCCACCAGGAUGCGCUGGCGGAGGCUUGUCAGCUUUGGCACGAGCUGCCGGAUGAAAAUGGCUUCUUGAAGCUGACCUUGCAUGCGUUGCAGCAGGAUGUGCCGAAGGACAUGCUGAGCCGGACGAUUACAAGAACUCUGCAAGAGGUCACGGCAAAGUCCGGCUUGCAGAUCAACAAGGUGCGGAGAUCGACCCACCAGGCCAGUGUCAUCCAGUUCGUCCCAGGGCUGGGCCCUCGCAAAGCGAAGGUCUUCAUGAAAGCGCUGGCGGACUCGGUCAAAUCCAGGGACACGGUGAUCGAGAUCCUCGCGAAGCAUUUAAGCAUCAAGGAUCCGAUGACCAACCCUGUCAUGAAGAACGUGCUGCCGUUCCUGAAGAGAUCGAGCCCGACUUCCGGGACCCUUGGGGUCCGGAGGAGUCGCCCAGCCUGGAUCGCCUGCGGAUUCCGCGGCACCUGCAGAACUGGGUCCAGGCCCUCUGCAAGGAGGCGCUCUCAGCUCAGGCGGAGAACCUUUUCGGCUCAGACGAGGAGGACUCGGCAGAGGAUGCGGUGGGGCCAGGGCAGCCCAGACUCGGUGAGAUCGCGAGUGAUGCGACUUCUGCAGCGGGACGCCAGCUUUCAAGGUGAGCCUCAGUAUCCGGACAGCGCCAACCUGGACACUCUCUUCGAGAUGAUCGUCCAAGAAUUGCAAGAACCUUACAAGGACUUGCGCCAGAUCCACUCGGAGCUUUCGAGCAGUGAGCUGUUUUACCUGGCGCUCACCGAGUCUGCGGAGGAGUUCAAGUCAGGGUGCAUCGUGCGAGGCACCGUGCAGCGAGACGAAGAGUACCCUGACAAAGAUCAGGAAAAGGAAGACGACGACAGGGGCCACUAUGUGCCCAAGGUCAUGGUGCGUCUGGCCAGUGGCACCUCGGUGUUGGGCAGCUUCCAGAAGGCCUACAGCCACGGCAAGUAUGGGAAGGCCGGGCACCUGCCUGGGUGCGACCGGCACUUCACCAGGGGCGAGGCCAUCCUUGCCCGAGUGCGGGAGGUGAAAGCAGGCAACUAUUCCUUCCGCGUCCUUUUGUCCGUAGACCAAGACGAGGAGAUUUGGAUGGAAUCCUUGCCCAUCAAGGACGAGGAUGUGCCGUACUUCUUGCCUGGCAGCGGUGACGACUGGACCAAGGUGAAGCUUGGGCUACUGGACAACUCCGAGCAGAAGCGCAAGGCGCAGCUCAAGGAUUGGAUCCGCCGGCCUCGGAACAUCAAGCACCCCAACUACGUGGUGGGUGACCAUGCCUACGCCGUCAACACCCUUCAGCACUUCUUUCUAGGCACUGUGCUCUUCCGAUCCUCCAAGAACCAUGACUUGCUCAUAGCCUACUUGAAGGUGCGGCCGACCACGGCACAGGAGCUCACCAUGCCGGGUGAGCUGGCGCCCGACAAGUUCUUCCGCACCUUUGACGUUUUCGAGCGCUUGCCGCAGAAGACCUACGGCUGCGGGUUCGAGGUGGCCAAUGAACUGGAGGUGGAGGGCCAGGUCUAUCGAGACUUUGACGAGAUCAUCGCCCGACACAUGGAUCCCAUCAUGGAGAACUUGCGGCUCCUGCAGGAGCACAAGCGCUUCGGGCUCCAGAACGGCCAAAUCCAGGACCGAAAACAGGUGAUGCAGUGCAUGCAAAGCUUCAGCCGGGACAACCUGCUGCUGCACUACCACUUCCUUCUGCACGACCGCGCCAUUGGGCACGGCUCGCUGCUGUGGUGCUGCCAAGGAAGGAAUGUGAAGGAAGAGCUGAUCCAGGUGACCCCAAGGGGCUACAGCUUGUGGGGCCAGCCCUUCACCACGCUCAAGGCGCUCAUCGAGUGGUUCAAGACGGUGGGGAUGUCCAACGCUUCGAAAUGCCGCAGGGACUUCAAGGAGGAGCACCGCAAGAGACAACUCGAGCUCAAGGACAAGCGUGGCGAUCACGCGGACCCAGAGGCGCGGUACAAGCGGCACCGGGGCUUUGCGACCACCGCCACCACCACCCAGGGCUUGCAGACCCCUGGGGGCCGCAACACCCCCACGAUGUAUCAGGCGGAAGCCAACGCCCCCACUCCAGCGGGCUUGUCCCCUGGCGUUGCGCCAACACCCAGAGGUUCACCAGCUGCGGGGACCCCGGCAGCAGCCUUCCAACGAAGCCCUGCGCCACAGACUCCCAUGGCUGCCUUCGGCGCCGCGCCACAAACGCCGGCCGCCGCCUUCCCGCGAGGAGCCGCGCCGCGGUCAGGCUUUGCGCCUCAGACCCCUGCAGCCAUUUGGGCACCUCGCGAUCGAGGCACGCCCAACGGCCACGGAGGCAUUACGCCUGGCGGCAUGGUGCCUCAGACGCCGGCGGGCGCUUACCGGUCAGGCACUCCCAGCGGGAUGGUGCCGCAAACGCCGAUAGCAGCCUUCAGCAGACAAGGCACCCCGGGCGGCAUGGUGCCGCAAACCCCAACUGCCGCAUUUGCGCCCAGCAGAGGGGGAGGUACCCCGGGCAUGGUGCCACAGACCCCCCUGGCGGGAUCUAGAGCAGGUGGAGGCACGCCUAGCAACAUGGUGCCGCAGACUCCUCCGAAUGCCGCCUUUGCGAGAGCAGGAGGUACUCCUGUGCCUCAAACCCCUGCGGCGGCCUUCGACGUUAAGCCCGACGCAGGUGGAGCGACUCCAGCCGAGCGAGGCUGA